Molecule: messenger RNA, 1731 nt
Organism: Pseudomyrmex gracilis
Lineage: Eukaryota; Metazoa; Arthropoda; Insecta; Hymenoptera; Formicidae
Gene: Tsen34
Product: tRNA-splicing endonuclease subunit Sen34
Exons: 5
Coding region: 304-1221 (305 amino acids)
Biological process (GO): tRNA splicing, via endonucleolytic cleavage and ligation; tRNA-type intron splice site recognition and cleavage
Cellular component (GO): tRNA-intron endonuclease complex
Molecular function (GO): nucleic acid binding; tRNA-intron lyase activity
Source: RefSeq, a predicted model, not a curated record
CGGUGAGCGCCGGGUGCGAAUGGUUAGAGACCCGCCCGCGCGAAGGACUUGCGACAGAGAGACUCCGACCAAUCGCGAGUUUUGCACGAGGAAAAAUGAGCCAAUGACAAGCCCGGUCUUAAAGAGCACUAGUAGUAUAGCACUUUUUUUAGCUGCGUUUCUCCGAAUGUUUUCAUUAUCUUUCGUACCUUCUCGUGUAUAAGUUGUAAACAACUGGAAGAACAUCGGUGUAAAAUUUAUCGUCGCAAAUAUUUUAAACAACUGUUAAUAUUACAUUUAUUUUCCGAGACACACGAGUCUAUCAUGAAUACAUCGGAUAUUAUAUAUCUCAUUUCCUCAAAGAAUAAUGUUUUUAUAUGGAAUGCUGAUGAUUGGCUGAGACUUCGUCGCGACCACAGAAUAAUUGGCGGAUUGAUAGGUUCCUUUGCCAAAGCAACCAGACAAGACGCAUUCUCCGGUCUUCCAUUGCUUUUGAGUCCGGACGAAGUAACGAUAUUGAUUGAGAAAGGGAUUGCUCGUCUUGUAGAAUGUACAAGUCUGGAGGAACUACCGUCCGAAUCAUUGAAAAAGAAGUUACAGGAUUACAGAGACCAGUUGUUCGAGGACCAAGAGAAAUGUUUGAGAGAAAACAAGAAGAAACAGGUCAUGGCGUUUAUGGAUAGAAUCGUGGAGGGAAAGAAGCGCAAGAUGUUAGGUAUGCAUACAGGCAAAAAAAAUAAGAACAAGAUGUUAGACAAGAAGGCUCAGGAAGCUAUGGAUAACAUCGAAAUCAACACACAAACCUUGCUUGAAGAAGAAGUGGCUAAGUUACCGAAAUUGAAAGCAUCUGAAGCGCUCAUUCAGACACACCUGGCAUAUCCGUGGUCUUCUAGAGACAAUAUAAAAACAGUAGACUGGAAAUAUCCGUUUACUGCUACUCAAAAAUUAAAAUACAAAGUGUACAAAAAUCUUUGGGAAAGAGGAUAUUACAUCUCAAACGGAGAACAAUUUGGCGGACAUUUUUUGGCGUAUAUGGGUGAUCCGUUGAUGUUUCAUUCGCAAUUUAUAAUACAAUGCAGAAGCAAGGACGAAGAGAUAUCUGUUGUAGAACUCAUGAAUCAAUGUAGAAUCAGUUGUCAAGUCAGGAAGACGUUUGUAUUCGCUAUAUAUUGUGAAAAAGAAGACAAAGUGUAUUAUCAGUCUUUUCAGUGGGCAGAAAGUAAAGCACUUCAAAAUAGCUAAUACAAACGACUUCAUGUUUAGAAUAUUUGUAAUUGCGUUUUAAAGAACGAUUUUUCUCAGACAUGUUCUUGCCUUUAUUUCAUUUUUAUAUGUUGAUAGAAUGUUAAUUUCAUGCAAUGUUUUUAGAGAGAUGAGCAUAGUAUUAUAUUAAAUUGAACACUAAAAAAGACGAGCAAGAGUCAGACAGAAUUUUGUUAGAGUCCAAACUGUCUUUAGUAAAAAAAAAAAAAAAAAAUGUCACUUCUAACUAUCUUUACAGUUUCAUUGGUAGAUAUCUUUAAGAGUUCAAAAGAACUCAAUCAUAAUCUCUUAAAAAUCUAUUGUUGUGAAAAAUUGCAAGAAUGGUUAAAACAUUUGAUAAAUAGUUUUAAUUGAAGAUAUUUGUAUAGAUAUUCUAAUAAUUCUGUCUACCAGUUCUGCCUGAUUUUUCACUAUAUAAUCUGAGUGAAGAUAAAUACAGCCUUCUACUUUUAAGUUUUGUUUGUUUUUUUUUUUUUUUUUUUUUUUUUG